Messenger RNA from Monomorium pharaonis (pharaoh ant), 585 nucleotides. RefSeq lists its product as uncharacterized. The transcript is spliced from 4 exons. Gene Ontology annotation, cellular component: membrane. Gene Ontology annotation, molecular function: olfactory receptor activity; odorant binding. NCBI's taxonomy places the organism in Eukaryota, Metazoa, Arthropoda, Insecta, Hymenoptera, Formicidae. The record is from RefSeq and is a predicted model, not a curated record. Bases 34 to 585 code for a protein of 183 amino acids. Gene Ontology annotation, biological process: sensory perception of smell.
AAGAUGGUAUAAUAAAUUGUUGGAUUGAGACAGAUGAAGGAUUUAUUAAUGCAACUUCAACAUAUAUUCAACGAACUAAAAGACGAAUCUGAGAACGCAAUCAUAAAAAAAUAUGGGCAGAAUGGAAAACGAUAUACAGUUGUACUUAUAAUAUUUGUUGUUGGUAGCGGGUGUUUUCUUAUUGGCGUUCACUUUUUGUCGACUAUUUCUGACAUUAUUUUAUCAAGAAAUGUGUCUCGAUUACAUAAUAUGCUGAUUGUAACAGAGUAUUUUAUCGAUCAAGAAAAAUAUUUCUAUUUAAUUAUGUUACAUAUAUAUGCAGCUAUUUAUACUGGAGCUCUUACAGUAGUAUCGACAGGAACACUGCUCAUUGCAUAUUUUCAAUAUAUCUGUGGAUUGUUCAAAAUCUCUAGCUAUCGUCUUGAGCGUGCAAUAAGAUUUAAUAUGCUACAAAAUAUUACUUAUAUAAAAAAUAAAAAUUUAAUGCUUAAGGGACUAAUAUAUGCAGUAGAUAUUCAUCGGCAAGCUAUAAGUAAUAAUUGGAGUGUGUUGUUUAAGCCUCAAUCUUUUUCAAGUAAGUUUUAA